Molecule: messenger RNA, 578 nt
Organism: Eurytemora carolleeae
Lineage: Eukaryota; Metazoa; Arthropoda; Copepoda; Calanoida; Temoridae
Product: kelch-like protein 20
Molecular function (GO): protein binding
Source: RefSeq, a predicted model, not a curated record
CUGCUACAGAACUAUACUCAGAGAGCAUCUGAUGAUGAAACUUUAAAUGUGUUUGUAAAAACCCCUUUGGAAAUUGGUCCAUGCUCGUUUACUGUGCCUGUAAGUUUUGGCGCCAAAUUUCAAACAGGAGGAAUUCCUGUUUAUGGUAAAAAAGUCUACAUUUACAGCAUUUAUGGGACGAGUUGUAUCUCUGGGAAUAUGGAAUCUCCUGGAAAUUGGACUAUUUCAAAUAAUUGCACUUUGCCAUCAAGAGCGAGUACUUCGAUGACUGUUUUAGGACGAUAUAUCUUGAGUACUGGAAGCAGUUCAGUUCAAAUUGAACGUUUUGAUGGGAACUCUUGGACAACCCUGAACAACAAUCUGACAAAACAAAGAGAUCAGACCUGCUCUGUAGCAAUAAGUGAUACGGAAAUGAUAUUACUCGGAGGAUAUAACGGUUGGCGUAUGAGCCUUGUGGAAAAGUAUGAUGUCAAUGGAAAUCUUGUUGAGACUCUACCAAAAAUGAAUAAAGCAAGAUCUAGCCCUGGAUGCGCUAUUUUUAAGAAUGAACUGUAUGCUGUAGGAGGAUGGAAUAACGG